AUGCCCCACGCAGAUUCAUCUUUAGUACCAGAGGAAGUCAAAACGAAAUCUCAAUUCUGGACCCAUGUUCACGGCCAACUUGAACCAUUACUUGAUGGCCAAAGGAACUGGGUUUCCAACCUGGCUAAUACUUCAUCUCUGAUCUACAAUGCUUUACUCGCAUUCCCAACCCACUUCGGACCACAUCCUGAUAAGGCAGUCAACUGGUGUGGAUUCUAUAUCGACUCCAACCGCUUUCCCAAGUCUACUGAUUCCGACGUUGAGGGCAACCGUCUUUUACUUGGACCGUUUUGUGGAAAACCAGCUUGCCAAUUCAUCAAUGUCACACCGGGUAAAGCUCGCGGUGUCUGUGCGGACGCUUUCAUGGAUGCAGAGACAAAAUUAGUGCCAGACGUUGACAGCUAUCCGGGACAUAUAGCUUGCGACGGAGAAACCAAAAGCGAAAUAGUGUGCCCUCUGAUACAUGGAAACCAAGUUCUUGGAGUUCUUGACCUGGAUUGCCUUGCUAUGAGUGGGUUUGAUGAGGACGAUCAGAAAGGCCUGGAAAAAAUAGUAGAACUGGUAGUAAAUGCUUGCGACUGGCAUUAA
Molecule: messenger RNA, 588 nt
Organism: Lentinula edodes (shiitake mushroom)
Lineage: Eukaryota; Fungi; Basidiomycota; Agaricomycetes; Agaricales; Omphalotaceae
Product: GAF domain-like protein
Exons: 4
Coding region: 1-588 (195 amino acids)
Cellular component (GO): cytosol
Molecular function (GO): L-methionine (R)-S-oxide reductase activity; protein binding
Source: RefSeq, a predicted model, not a curated record